Salmo salar (Atlantic salmon) is the source of this 714-nucleotide messenger RNA. It is a transcript of the gene lyrm2, whose product is annotated as LYR motif containing 2. Gene Ontology annotation, cellular component: mitochondrion. Lineage: Eukaryota; Metazoa; Chordata; Actinopteri; Salmoniformes; Salmonidae. The record is from RefSeq and is marked provisional.
AGAGCUGCCUCUACAACCAUGUUUGCUACAAUUCACAUCAUGGCUAGCUCAAGGUUACCCGCGUCAGCACUUACAUUAAAACAGUUUAUACAGAGGCAGAAAGUGUUGAGUCUCUACAGAAACAUGAUGAGAACCAUCAGACAAGUGCCAGACGAGGGAGACCGAAAAUACCUGCGGGAUUGGGCGAGAGAUGAGUUCAAGAGGAAUAAAAAUAGCACGAAUCAGGACGCCAUCCGAAUGAUGAUCACACAGGCAAACAUGCAUCAUGAUGAGCUACAGUCAUCCCUUGCAUUGGCUAACGUUAAGAAGUAAUGUCACCUGUCUGGGGCUAAGGUAACCCACCGAUUUAUCCUGGACGUGGACGCCAGAAGCUUUUCUAUGCUGCCUCAAAUGGACUGUGAAAGCCAAAGGAAUCAGUACUUGGACAAGUACACCACUUACUGUGGAAGCACCUUGGCAUUUGGCCCCGACCAGCUCGUUGCCGUUCAUAAUGUGAUUUGGACCAUAUCAGAUGGUUGCCAUCUACAUGUCUAGCAGUGGUGACGCUUUCAAAUCACUUGUGAGGAACGCUGUGAGAGCCAUGUGUGAUAUGCCAUUUGCGAUCAUGUCUGACAUAAUACCAUCGUUCUCAUGUUGGGCUAUUGUAAAGCUGUUUGUGUCCAGAUGACCCUCGUGAAAUGUGUGAUGUACAUGUUGGACAUAAAACAAAAAUAC